Molecule: messenger RNA, 948 nt
Organism: Aspergillus nidulans FGSC A4
Lineage: Eukaryota; Fungi; Ascomycota; Eurotiomycetes; Eurotiales; Aspergillaceae
Exons: 2
Coding region: 1-948 (315 amino acids)
Source: RefSeq, a predicted model, not a curated record
AUGGCUGGCGACCUACUUCCAGCGAUUGCGUACACGGACAAGCACUUCCAGUCGAAAAUGCCUCUAUUGAAGCUCAGAAAAAUCACCGUGGAAUGGCGGGGUGCGCAAGACGGCAUUGGAACUGACCAUAUUCUUCCCAUAUUCCAACUUCCCUCACUGCGCUCGUUUCAUGGCAAAAUGAUCCGCGAUACGGAUAGCAAUGAUGACGACAAUUACGAGUUUGACGUUGCUGGAUAUAUUCAGGGCAAUGCUGGCAGCUCCAGCGUGACUCAUAUCGACCUUCGAUCAAGUUGUUCUCGAAAGGGAUUUUCUGAUCUCAUUAAUGCACCCAAGAGACUCGAGUCCUUCGUUUUCGAGCAUUCCAAUGACCCCAACCAGUCAGAGGACGAGAAUAUUUAUGCAUCACGAUUCUACUCAGCACUUCGCAAGCAUCAGAACAGCCUGCAGGAAAUUGUACUGGCUUAUGAUGAAUUAAAAGGUGACGACUAUGGCUGGGAUUACGUCGGGUCAUUUGUGGACUUUACUGCUCUCAAGAAACUCCGGCUAAGGUCUACCAGUAUUCUGGACUGGGAACAGUGGGGAGCCUGGGAGAAUAUAUCGAAAAACACACUAGAUGACGUGCUACCCCCUUCAAUCGAGACACUAAUUAUUGAUGGCAUGCAGGGAGCCCAAAUGAAGACCUUGGCCAAUGCGUUUGCGAUCUUGCUCUCAGGCGGGAACCCCCAUUGCCCGAAUCUGAGGUACGUGGAGAUCACGAGCGAUUGGAUGUCAGAGCAGCAAUCGACCGAGGUGUCGAACCUCAGACCGCGCCCUAUACCGGACAUGUUGCCGGAGUAUGCUAGCUUCAAAGACACUAUCGAGUCGUUGUGCUUUGGUGCAGGCGUCGAGUUUUGUCUUCGGGACCUGCAUGUCGAGCGUAUUAUUAGAGAGAAUCGUCGCAGUCGGUGA